UAUAUAGAAAAUAUAUGGCUUGUGUUGUUGUUCACGGUGGAGCUUGGGCUAUACCUGAUGGAUUGGUGGAGUCUUCUGUGAAAGGAGUUCAGGAAGCGGCAGAUAAAGCGUGGUCGGUGCUUUCUGCAAACGGUUCUGCUCUCGAUGCCGUCGAAGAGGCUGUGCGGUGUCUAGAAGACAAUCCAACGUUUGACGCAGGCCGGGGUGCAGUAUUGAAUGAAGAUGGCAAAGUUGAGAUGGAUGCCAUUAUAAUGGAUGGAAAGAAUCUGAAAUGCGGAGCUGUUGCGUGUGUUUCCGGCAUAGCAAACCCAGUCAGCCUUGCCCGGCUGGUCAUGGACAAAACUGAUCAUGUUCUGCUGGUCGGUGCUGGAGCAGAACGCUUAUGGGAUGAAGCUGGCUAUACAAGAGUUACUGAUGAUUAUCUCGUUACAGAAGCAGCUAGGCAAGAAUUUCAACAUUUUAUGAAGUUUGAUAAAGCAGUCGUGAGUCUGUUUAACACUCAGCCGGUUGAGGAAAGACCAACAGACACUCUCGACCAUGAGACUGUAGGAGCUGUGGUUGUCGAUGCCAAAGGCGACAUAGCAUGUGCCACAUCGACAGGAGGAAUAACAGGGAAGAAGGUGGGACGAGUCGGAGAUACACCAAUCGUAGGGUCGGGUGCAUAUUGUGACAACAGUGUGGGGGCAGCAUCGACUACUGGUCAUGGCGAAUCAAUCAUGAAAGUAACUUUGGCCAGGAAGGCACUGUGGCUGAUGGAGAGAGGGAAGACGCCUAAAGAGGCAGCACAAGAAGCUCUAGCCGAGAUGCAUACGAAGGUGAGUGGAUGUGGUGGCAUAAUCAUUGUAAAUCCAGAUGGUCAUACUGGAAUUCAUUUCACAACAAAGCGCAUGCCAUGGGCUGUACGCAGUCGCUACCAAAGAAAAUAUGGCAUUGAACCUGAAGAUCAAACUAUGUAGUAAUAAUCGC
Messenger RNA from Corticium candelabrum, 966 nucleotides. RefSeq names its product isoaspartyl peptidase/L-asparaginase-like. The record is from RefSeq and is a predicted model, not a curated record. The coding region runs from base 15 to 956 and encodes 313 amino acids. NCBI's taxonomy places the organism in Eukaryota, Metazoa, Porifera, Homoscleromorpha, Homosclerophorida, Plakinidae. Gene Ontology annotation, molecular function: asparaginase activity; beta-aspartyl-peptidase activity. The transcript has a single exon. Gene Ontology annotation, cellular component: cytoplasm.